Messenger RNA from Trematomus bernacchii (emerald rockcod), 5011 nucleotides. It is a transcript of the gene gpc4, whose product is annotated as glypican 4. Gene Ontology annotation, molecular function: protein binding. The transcript is spliced from 9 exons. Lineage: Eukaryota; Metazoa; Chordata; Actinopteri; Perciformes; Nototheniidae. The record is from RefSeq and is a predicted model, not a curated record. The coding region runs from base 644 to 2314 and encodes 556 amino acids. Gene Ontology annotation, cellular component: synapse; cell surface; plasma membrane. Gene Ontology annotation, biological process: regulation of protein localization to membrane; cell migration; regulation of signal transduction.
GUCCCUGCUUCAUGCUCCACCCCUGGUGUUCCUGUUUUCCAGGUCUUUGUCCCCGGAACUUGCACUCUCUCCUGGGUGUCCACUAGGGUUUUCUGCUCGCAUCUGGAUCCCAGUACGACUAGCCUACAGUCCAGUGUCCUACAGAAACCACGGCCUCUCCUCAAGUUUGGAAAGAAAGCAAGAAAAGAAAGGAAGAAAGAGGAAAAAGUCACCUUCUCGGCUACUUUUCCACCGUCUCUUCUCUCCCCUGGUUUAUACGUCCGUCGCGGCUUUGAAGCAACAGUGUGAUUCUGAGAUUCUCGCCUCCAGUUAAAAACUUUUUUACAUGUUUGAAAACUAUCAUUUCAUCGCCUUUUUGUGUUUUUUUCGAUUGAGUCUGGAACUCGACAUGUAUCGCAUAUUUCCGUGCUGUUAAACGAACGACGUUUGAGCAGUUUUCACGGUUAUUUUCGGAGUUGUUCUCCCUGAAGUUGUGUAAGCGGUGGCCUGAGCUGUGAAUGAAGUAUCUGUUGAAGAAAUCAGCGCGUCUCCAUGAGGAAACUCAGCGUGGGAGUCGCUGAAACUCUGUGCUAGUUAUACACACCUGAGCGACUAUACUUUUUUAUUUUUCACUUUUUGUGCUGUUGUUUUUAAGUGACACACCAUGAAGCCGCUGUUGGUGUUGUGUGUAGUUUGCACGCUGGUUGUGUUGUGUGUGUCGAUGACUGCGGAGCAAAAGUUGAAAAACUGCAACGACGUCCGCGCGGCGUACAGCUCCAAGGGCUUCAACGUCAACGAUGUUCCCAACAAAGGAGUCAACGGAGCCCCGUUGAAAGUGUGUCCGCAGGGUUUCUCCUGCUGCACGGUGGAGAUGGAGGAGAAGCUGAGCCAGCAGAGCCACACGGAGAUCAAAGCUCCCGUCUCCAGGCUUAGCACCAACCUACAAUCCACCUUCAGACAGAGGCACGACCACUUUGACAAGUUUUUCCGUGAGCUUCUGAAAAACGCAGAGCUGUCGCUGCACAACAUGUUCGUGCGGACGUACGGGAUGAUGUACGUGCAGAACGCCGAGCUGUUCAAGAACUUCUUCGAGGCGCUGACCAGGUACUACGUGUCGGGCGGCGCCGCUGUCAACCUGGACACCAUGCUGUCAGACUUCUGGGCCGACCUCCUGGAGAGGAUGUUCCGGCUGGUCAACGUGCAGUACGAGUUCAGCGACGCCUACAUGGAGUGCGUCAGCCGGCACACGGAGCAGCUGCAGCCCUUCGGAGACGUGCCGCGCAAACUCCGCAUCCAGCUGACGCGUGCAUUCGUCGCCGCGCGUACCUUUGUGAAGGGCCUGACGCUCAUGCCUGACGUGGUCAACAAAGUUUCCACGGUCAGCGCGUCUCCCAGCUGUGUGCGAGCCGCCAUGAAGAUGUUGUACUGUCCCUACUGCUCGGGCCAAGUGGCGCUGAAGCCCUGCCAGAACUACUGUCUGAACGUGCUGCGCGGCUGUUUGGCCAACCAGGCCGACUUGGACACCGAAUGGAACAAUUUCCUCGACGCCAUGCUCAGUCUGGCCGAGAGGCUCGAGGGCCCCUUUAACUUCGAGUCCGUCAUGGAUCCCAUCGACGUUAAGAUUUCUGAGGCCAUCAUGAACAUGCAGGAGAACAGCAUGCAGGUGUCGCAGAAAGUUUUUCAAGGAUGUGGGCAGCCUAAACCAAGCGUGGCCUUCCGUUCCAAGCGCUCCAUCAAAGACACCGGCUUUAACGGACGCUUCCGCCCUUACAGUCCCGACGCCAGGCCCACCACCGCCGCCGGGACCAGUUUAGAUCGCUUGACAACUGACGUGAAGAAGAAGCUGAAACACGCAAAGAAGUUCUGGUCCACACUGCCGGAGACGGUGUGUGCAGGCGAGAGGAUCGAAGCCGGGGACGAGUGCUGGAACGGAACAGCAAAAAGCAGGUACGAAUCAGUUGUCAUCGCCAACGGACUGGCCAAUCAGGGAUUAAACCCUGACGUGGAGGUUGACAUUACAAAGCCGGACACCGUGAUCCGCAGUCAGAUCGCAGCUUUGAAGGAAAUGACCAGCUGGCUUAAGGCUGCACACAGCGGCAAUGACAUCUCUGUCUCUGAUAAUGACGAGGAAACCAGUGGAGAUGAGGAGAGCGGCAGCGGUUGCGACUCUCCACCAUGCGACGACAUCUACUUCUCCACUCCGCCGAACCCCGGCAAACCCCAGGUUCCUGUGUUGGCCAAAGAUAGAUCAAACGGGGGCGUGGCCUCCCAGGGGGGCAUGGCGCUGGCGCUCUGCGGGCUGGCCCUGGCCCUGCUCGCUCCCCACUUGAGAUAAAACUGGCUGGGCAGGAAGAGGAAGAGAAACGACCAGGAAAUGACGGAGCGAAGGAGAAAACUGUCAGAGAGACUUUAAAAAAAGACUGCCUUCAGGACCUUGGACUGUCCGCCAUUUGGGGGGGGGAAAGACUCUUCUUAAUAUUACAAUAACUUCACUUUUAAUUAUUUGUUUGUAUGUUUUUAAGGACAUCAGUGUACAGCAACAUUUCCUCCCAAGAGAUACACCUUUUCCCCCUUUUUACCCCCAGAUAAACCUUCUUAUGGCUCUUUCGGAGCUCCACUAUGGUUCUGCGUGCAGCAUACAGACAUCAUAUACUUGUUUUGGCAAAUUAAUCUCAUAUACACUUGUGUGCCUUCUUCAAUGAUUGCCAUCGGAUAUCUUAGUAGAGCCAGAUGUUUGGUUAAACAUGGAGUGCCUGUGGUGCGACAUAUCUUCAUAUUUCUGAGGAUGCUCUUUCUUUCAUUUAUUCGGAGAUCAACAAAUCAUCUGAUUUUAUAAAUCAACAAUUCAAAACAAUCAUUAGAUACGCAUACUGUCAAAGUGUGUGCCAUUUACAAGCCUCAACUGAAGAAAAGUCCAAGCGUUUGUUUGCUUUGGAGAGACGGUUAAGUAAAUUCUCAGAAAUACAGCGAUAGAAGUGACAUCACAGGUAUUUAUGUUUGACCCGGAGAUGGAAUCAUUUUCUAGAAGAGCAUUUUGGGAGCAAGCCUAAAGUGCAGCCUGUUUUGAGCAUUACAACAACUUUUCAUUUGCUUCAUUUGUUUCCUCAGCGUAAACAGUUCAACCGUAGGGUCAUACCUCAUGCAUGCUCUCAUCGUCAACGCAAGCUAGUGAGUGGAAAGUGUCUGAUAGAGUCGGUGAAAGGUAGCUGGCGUGGAAGGAGGAGGACGACUCCCCCUGGCAUUAACCCUAGAGAAGGCAAAAGCUGACAAGUCCUGAAAGCCCCUUUUUUUUGGUACUGUAAAGCUCAGGUCAGCGCGGGAGGAUCUGACUCUAUACAGUCUUAUUGUAUGACAAGAGAAAGGCGGCGACACGUAUGUUCACAUUAAAACUAGAGAAGAGAAACAAAAGACAGUGCUUUGAUCAAAUGAAAUCAAGAAAAAGAUUAUUUUAAUACAGGGUUUUAUGUUGAAGAGGUGUUGUAAUGUUUAGCUAUUUUUGGUAUGAAGAUAUAUAUUAGGUACUACAGUGGAUUUUACUGCUAGUUUUUUUUAGGUGGUGGAAGAGGACGCUGUGCACAGAUAUCGGGGGCACUUUCGGUUAGUGUGCACCUUUUUGUUGGUGCUCGUUUUUUUUUUUCUGUCAGCCAACAUCCCCCGUUCCUUAAUACUCACUCGUGCCUCUUUAGCGGCGUGCGUGGGUAUAAACGGACUCAUUUGAUCGACCUAUCCUCAUCCUCAUCAUUUCUACUGCUGGUGGAAUGUUGAAGUAUUGUCACGAGUGCUACCAAAUUGAAUGCAAUGUAUGGUGCUUGAUCUUUUCUUUUUUUUAUCCUUGGUACAUUAUCAGCAACUUCUUGAGGUAAAGAAAUUAUAAUGUAGAUGUUUUUUUUUUUUCUCUGCUCGGAUUCCAUAUCUUGAGGAUGUUAACAGCUGACAAGCACAACACAAGAUGGUUUUUUUUAUACCUUUUUAAUUUGAUGACAAGUUGCUAUUUCAUCUUUAAAAUGAUGCUGCCUUGAGUUGUGUAUAGUAACUUAUGCAUGUAUUUUAACGUCAUUGCAAAACAUGCUUUUAGAACUGACAUAGAUGAUCCAAAAUACAGUAUUCAUGUUUCGAUAUGCAAAACCUAGGUGGAAAUAAUUGAUUUCUAAUUGAUUAGAUUGGAUUUGGGGGCUCUGAAUAUGCAUUUUGUAAAAACUGAAAAAAGAUUGGCUUGUUUAACUUUAGUCUGAAAAAAUGUCCCGCAGUUACAGAUGGUGAAUAAUGCUUGUGCCUCUUUACGCUUUGAAAUUGACAGGUUGAUUGUAAAACUUACAUGACAUUUUCUUUCAAAAAGCAGUGAAGUGAUGUCACCAAUUAAAUCAACAAGGACAUCGAUAUAAAAAAAUGAGACUUUGAGAAAACGGCUAAGCAACCCAAGUAAAAAAUACAGAAGCCUUAAUUUAAAAAGAAAGAUAAGCUGUGUUUCCGCAACUUGGUUACCUCCGCCCGUUACCAGUUUGUUUUUUGUGUUUCCAACUACAUUUCUAGCAGGGCUUAUGCAUGUGUUCACGUCAUGUGGAGGAAGUUGUGUCGAGUGUGAAGAAACCCGACUUUCUGAGAGUCAGAGUCGCGGUGACGAUGGUAAAUGUCUGUGCUUGCGGGCCAGGGCAGCAACAUGUUCCAGCAGGCGGGAGUUGGUCCAGCGGCUGGAUGUUGUUCACUCGAUCCGCAGAGCGACUUGAGUCCAGGGACUUAAAGGUUCAGUCGGUAUCGAAAGCCUUCCAUCAGCCCUCGGCCCACAAGAACAGAAAGGACUCAUUUUCUAAAUGAGUGACUGACUGAGAAGAAUACAAAAAAAAAGUGUAAAUAAAGAACAGCCGGUUUAGAUGUCUCUAAAAGAGGCCGUAACAGUACACCAGAUUUUUACUUGUCAGAGUAUCUCCUAAAUGUUAUGGAAAAACACGAUGAGAUAGAUGUUCAAUUGUAAGAGAAAAUGUAUAUUAAACAACAUUUCUUAGUCUUGUUAAAAUAAAGACUGCCAAUAUUUAAA